GCUCCUAGGCCAGACGGUAAAAUGGUAGGAGCACAAGCGGUUGCUUUAAGAGUCUCUGGUGACAGGUCGGCUUUCUAUAACUGCAAGAUCAUUGGCUUCCAGGACACUUUGUGCGAUGAUAGGGGCAACCAUUUCUUUAAGGAUUGCCAUAUUCGUGGCACUGUUGAUUUCAUUUUCGGAAGUGGGAAAUCUCUGUAUCUGAAUACAGAAAUAUUCGUGGAAGGAGAUCCGGGACUUACAGUAAUUACAGCACAAGCGAGAGAGAGUUCAUCAGAGGAUACGGGUUAUUCGUUCGUGCAUGGUAGCAUUUCUGGAACAGCGAAGAACGCAUUUUUGGGUAGGGCUUGGAAGAGCAGUCCGAGAGUUGUGUAUGCAUAUACUGAAAUGGGAAACGUCAUCAAUCCUGUUGGAUGGUCUCAUAAUGUCCAACCUGAACGAGCCAAAACUGUUUACUAUGGAGAAUACAAAUGCACGGGGCAAGGAGCAAAUCCUAAGACACGAGAGCCAUUCGUCAAACAACUGCCAGAUGCGGAGGCUCAACCAUUUCUGGUUCUUGACUAUGUUGAAGCUACCAAAUGGUUGCUUCCUCCUCCAACCAUACCUAAUUAAUUCAUUCACUGGAAACUUAAUCAUGUAGGCAGCAUAUCUUCACAGUAUUAGUGAUUCAAGCAGACCCUCGCCUACCUCUUCGGAGGGUGGAAAUAACCAGCCU
Messenger RNA from Gossypium arboreum, 712 nucleotides. RefSeq names its product pectinesterase PPME1-like. The record is from RefSeq and is a predicted model, not a curated record. The transcript is spliced from 3 exons. Bases 22 to 609 code for a protein of 195 amino acids. Gene Ontology annotation, molecular function: pectinesterase activity. Lineage: Eukaryota; Viridiplantae; Streptophyta; Magnoliopsida; Malvales; Malvaceae. Gene Ontology annotation, biological process: cell wall modification.